Molecule: messenger RNA, 768 nt
Organism: Beta vulgaris subsp. vulgaris (sugar beet)
Lineage: Eukaryota; Viridiplantae; Streptophyta; Magnoliopsida; Caryophyllales; Amaranthaceae
Product: agamous-like MADS-box protein AGL15
Exons: 8
Coding region: 1-768 (255 amino acids)
Biological process (GO): positive regulation of transcription by RNA polymerase II
Cellular component (GO): nucleus
Molecular function (GO): DNA-binding transcription factor activity, RNA polymerase II-specific; protein dimerization activity; RNA polymerase II cis-regulatory region sequence-specific DNA binding
Source: RefSeq, a predicted model, not a curated record
AUGGGUAGAGGUAAGAUUGAGAUCAAGCAAAUUGAUAACAUCAAUAGCAGACAAGUUACCUUCUCAAAACGACGCGGCGGAUUGAUAAAGAAGGCCUCAGAACUCUCUAUUUUAUGUGCUUGUGAGAUUGGUCUCAUCAUCUUCUCUAGCACAGGGAAGAAGUAUGAAUAUUCUAACGUUGGUAUGCAAAAAGUUCUGCGCAGAUAUAUGAAUCACAAGGAUCAUGUUCCCGCGAGCACUGCCGUCCCAGCAAAUUCCUCCAAUGCAGUUGCUGUUGUUGAGCAUGUGGUGGAGAAUCCACAGCCUGAUGAAGUGACUGCAUUGAGAGAAGAAGUUACAAGGCUUCGCAUGCAUAUGCAAGGCAAAGGAUUGGAAAGUUUGAGUUUCGGCGAGCUUCAACAAUUGGAGCAGCAUUUAUGUGAUGGACUUUAUUCUAUUAGAGAAACGAAGGAGCGCCUCCUUUGGGAACAGUAUGAGAAAUCAAAACUACAGGAGGAGAAGACAAGCAGGGAAAAUGAAGCGUUACGCAAAGAAGUAUGUGAGCUUAAACAAAGCAUGAAAUCAUCCUGCAGUGAAUCCAACUCCUUAAAGAGAAGGCACUUAAACGGGUCAACAUCUGAUGAAGUUUGCAUUGCUGAGAAAGAAGUUGAAUCUGAGAAUUUCUUGCGCUUAGGGCUAUCAGUUGUACCGAAGACGGAGAGUACCUCCGACGGGUCGAUUGCUGAUCAAAUAAUGGUGUUUGAACCAAAUGAUGCACCAAAUUGUUAG